Fusarium vanettenii 77-13-4 is the source of this 813-nucleotide messenger RNA. RefSeq lists its product as uncharacterized. The transcript is spliced from 3 exons. The record is from RefSeq and is a predicted model, not a curated record. Bases 1 to 813 code for a protein of 270 amino acids. NCBI's taxonomy places the organism in Eukaryota, Fungi, Ascomycota, Sordariomycetes, Hypocreales, Nectriaceae.
AUGAAGCUUUUCACCAUCACUUUGCUGGCUACUCAGCUUUCGGCCAUCCUCGCCGCACCCGCUGCCAUCCAACAUGACAGCCGCGCCAUUGUCAGACCCCGGUCUCCCCAUGCUCGCUUCUCUCUAGUCGCCACGGUGACUUCAACCAUUGUUCCUAGCCAGACCAGCGCAGCGGCUGGUGGAGGUGCAGAAGGUGGAGAAGGCGCAGAAGGCGGUGAAGAGGGGGCUGAAGAUGAGGUCGAGCAGGCAGGAGAGUUCGAUGUCCCCAUUGUCCUUCCAGGAGGAAGCAAGGUCGAUACUCUGUAUCCUCCAGGCCAAAACGGCGUCUUCGAGAUCGAGUUCCAGAACGCCGAAGACCGAACCCUCACCGUGACCCAGAAUACAUCGCCCGCGGCUCCUCCAGCAGGUUUCCGCGCCGUCGAGCCCGUCUCCUUCAUUGUCAAUCUCGCCGAGGGCACCGAGGGCUUGACGCUUCAGAAAGUCGAUUACAUCUUGAACGCCAACAGCACCCUCGACAUCAGCACUGGCGCUAUCGGGCGCUUCUGUACCGAAGCCGGCGCCUUCGUUAUCGACCCGGCCGUUGGUGAGUUGGAGUUUGAGGUCGAGGAGAACGAGCUGCUUAUCAAGGUUGACAACAUGAAUGGCGAAUGGGGUAUCUUUAUUCCCGACGCUGCGGCAACUCCCGCUGCUGGUGAGGGGGCUGCUCCUAGCGAAGAGGCUACCCCAGGUGGUGAUGCGGCUACUCCUGGUGGCGGUGCGACACCCGACACUAAGCAGCAGUUGAUCGACCUUCUCCUCGGCUUGCUUCAGUAA